UGCAGGGCUAUAAUUGAAGUACAAGAUGGCAAGAACCAGCCACAGCAACUAUGUCCUUCAGCAGCUAAACAACCAAAGAGAGUGGGGCUUUCUGUGCGACUGCUGUAUCGCUAUCGAUGAUAUUUAUUUUCAAGCACAUAAAGCAGUCCUUGCUGCAUGCAGCUCCUAUUUUAGGAUGUUUUUUAUGAACCAUCAACACACUACAGCCCAGCUGAAUCUAAGCAACAUGAAGAUUAGCGCUGAAUGCUUUGAUCUUAUUUUACAGUUCAUGUAUUUAGGAAAAAUUAUGACAGCCCCUGCCAAUUUUGAGCAAUUUAAAGUGGCCAUGAACUAUUUACAGCUAUAUAACGUACCUGAAUGUCUAGAAGAUAUACAGGAUACAGACUCAUCUAGUUUAAAAUGUUCAUCUUCUGCUUCUAGCACCCAGAAUAGUAAAAUGAUAUUUGGCGUGAGAAUGUAUGAAGACACACUUGCUAGAAAUGGCAGCGAAGCAAACAGGUGGGGCAUGGAGCCGCCAAGUUCAACAGUAAAUACGUCCCAUAACAAAGAGCCUGAUGAAGAAGCUUUGCAGCUGAGCAGCUUCCCCGAACAACUGUUUGAUGUCUGCAAAAAGAGCACCACGUCCAAAUUCUCUCACACAAAAGAGCGCGUGUCCCACUCACGCCGUUUUGGAAGAAGCUUCACCUGUGACAGCUGUGGGUUUAGUUUUAGCUGUGAAAAGCUACUGGAUGAGCACGUGUUAACAUGCACUAACAGGCAUUCCUACCAAAGUGCCAGGUACUACGGUGCUGAAAAAAUAGACUUUACUGAAAAGGACUCUACUUCUAAAAUAAUCUCCACACAAACAGAGAAAUACAAGGGGGACUCGAGCCAAGCUGCGGACGAUUCUUCAUCUCCUGUAUCAAACAUCACAAGCAGAAAAAGCAGCACGGUUGCCUCCGAGACAUCAGGUGAAGAAGGAAGUAGAGCCUCUGAGAGGAAGAGGAUUAUCAUCAAGAUGGAACCAGAGGACAAUCCUGCAGAUGAGCUGAAGGAUUUUAAUAUCAUUAAGGUGGCAGAUAAAGACUGCAAUGAGUCUUCUGACAAUGACGACCUAGAUGAUGAGCAGGAAGAGCCGCUUUACAGAUACUAUGUCGAAGAAGAGAUCAGAGAGAAGAGAAAUGCUCGGAAGACUUUAAAACCCCGUUUAUCCAUGGAUGAGGAUGAAAGAAAGUGUUUGAAAAGUCCGCGGCACCUUAACAGGAAGGCUCCGUCAGUGCAGGAAGAUGUGGAGAACGCUCCCUGUGAACUUUGUGGGCUAACAAUCACCGAGGAAGAUUUGUCCUCUCAUUAUUUAUCCAAACACAUAGAAAAUAUAUGUGCUUGUGGCAAGUGUGGUCAAAUACUGGUCAAAGGCAAGCAGUUACAGGAUCAUGCGCAGACCUGUGGAGAACCCCAGGAUCUGACCAUGAACGGUGUCAGAAAUUCUGAGGAGAAAAUGGACUUAGAAGAAAACCCUGAGGAGCAGUCGGAAAUAAGGGACAUGAUGUUUGCAGAGAUGCUAGAGGACUUCAGGGACAGUCACUUCCAAAUGAACAGCCUUCAAAAAAAACAGUUAUACAAGCAUUCUGCCUGUCCUUUCCGAUGCCCUAAUUGCGGUCAGCGUUUUGAAACUGAAAACCUAGUGGUUGAACAUAUGUCAAACUGCCUGGAGCAAGAUCUGUUCAAGAACUCCAUGAUGGAAGAGAACGAGAGGGAUCACAGACGUAAGCAUUUCUGCAAUCUUUGUGGGAAAGGAUUUUAUCAGCGUUGCCACUUGCGGGAACACUAUACUGUUCAUACCAAGGAAAAACAGUUUGUUUGUCAGACAUGUGGGAAGCAGUUCUUAAGAGAGCGCCAGUUACGGCUCCACAAUGAUAUGCACAAAGGCAUGGCCAGUAGUGAAAUAGGGACUUCUAAGCUUCUGAACAACUGAGAGAACCAGGUUUGAAGAAGACAUGAGGAAGAACGGGUCGACAAAAGAUUUCAUAAAAACUCAGAACCGCGUGUGCCAGAUCUGAAUUGGCACCACCUUUGCUUUUUUGACAUACUGCAGCAGUUGCAAAAGGCACCAAAACAGUCAAAUUAGAACAUGCAGUAAAAGUUGUUUUGGACUCUUCUCUGUAUUAUAAAACUUACUUUUUUGUGACUAUUAUUUACACCUGUUAAAAACAAAUUUGAAGUCUCCUUUCAUGGAGCAGACAGCCAAAAGAGGCAGAUGCCAGGUGUUACAGGCUGCACUGAAAUGAGUUUGCAGAAUUUGCUAUUCAUGUGCUGGAGUGCUCCUUUUCUGAAAUGAGGCUUCUUAGUUUCUGUCAAAAACUGUUCAGAUUUUUUAGUUCAAACAUUAGAAGUGUAUACUUGUGAACUAAAACUUAUGUAUUUUCAGACAGUUACACUGCUAAACUAUCGAGUGUUAAAAAAGAGGAAAAACAAUUUAAUCUGGAGUACAAGGUGAAUAAAAAAUCUUAAAAACUGAGGACAGAGGGUCCCUGAGGAAGGACAGGAUGGUGAGAAUGAUCCAGCUGACCUGAUUCCCCCUGCUGCCAUGAUCAUCAUUUGCAAGCUGAAGAGGACCUUCCAUGGAGCACAGUGCUUGUAUGUGGAGAGUAAAGAAAUGGUGCUCUGGUCUUAUACAAGAAUGGUGAAAAAUUUUAACAACAAGGAGAUAAGUAAAUGUGAAAUAAUCUUCACAGGGCACAGGGUGCCCCUUGUUCUGGAUCUAAGCCUUGCAAAAGCUGGCUUGAAGAAGAGAAUCAGGCACUCAUGUUGAGCAUUUUAGGAAUCCUAAUGUUUCCAGAUAAAUUAACGGGGAAAAAAAACCCUAACCAAAAAACCAACAAGGCAGUAAAUGUUUCAAAUUAAGGCCAGCAUGGUUUAAAAAAAUAUUAAUUUCUUUUGCUUCCCCCAGACAACAGUGGAUCAGAUUGAGACAUGUAAGCAGACUAAACAUGCUGAUCUAUAUUCUGCUGUAGUUACGCAUCUUACUAAUUCUACUCAUGACUAUAAAAGGAUGUUUCAUUGUUCAGUAUAAGUGUUAUCUCAAGAAGAGUCUGUCUAUAAUUUUAUUUAAAAUUGGCAUAAUUUUCAUUACUGUUGUUACGAAGUGUGUAAAAUAUUGUCUGUAUUGCAGCUUGUAUAGGGCAUGUGUCUGUGCUUGCUUUACUCUUUUUGAGUUUAUAAAGUUGCUAUACAAAUGCAAGAAAAGAUGUUCAGAUCUCUUUGAAUGUGGUUCCUUAAUCUAAUUACAUAGCCCCAAACAUUUCAGCACACAGCUGUUGAAGGUAUCAGCUCUAUUAACACAUAACACCUUAAACAUUAAUAUAGGCCUUUUAAAAGCCUUCAGUGCAAUAUUGGAGUGCCAACACUUCAGUCCCAGUGGCUGUGCUGGAGCAAAGGGGAAGAUCGUGAAUAUCUGGGCAAAGCCACAUAGCACUGGGGCCUCUGCAGGGAGAAGGCACAAUAUAGCUGGGAAAUCUAAUAGAAAAUGGGAUGUCCUUUCCAUAGAGAACGGUAGGACUGCCGCGAAGCAGGAGAGAAGGGAAAUAUGUUUACAGCA
Haliaeetus leucocephalus (bald eagle) is the source of this 3577-nucleotide messenger RNA. RefSeq names its product zinc finger and BTB domain containing 1 (gene ZBTB1). Bases 26 to 1954 code for a protein of 642 amino acids. Gene Ontology annotation, biological process: negative regulation of phosphatase activity; regulation of immune system process; regulation of cytokine production. The transcript has 2 exons. Gene Ontology annotation, molecular function: phosphatase binding. The record is from RefSeq and is a predicted model, not a curated record. Lineage: Eukaryota; Metazoa; Chordata; Aves; Accipitriformes; Accipitridae.